GCCAAAUUCACGCAAAAUCUCGUAUGAACCCAAAGUAAGACUUCAGAUCCUCUCUUUAUGCCGAAACAAAUAAUCCAAAAUUAUAGUUUUCGAAUUAUAAUUUUUGAGUAGUUUUAAAUACUUGGAAUUGCUCAGUCGAUAAAGAACCCCAAGAAUGAUAUACAUCGAAGCAAAAAUCACACAUCGGUGCACUCCGGCGAGCGAAUCACUCCAUAACGUGUGAAAUCCAUAAUGGUCAGUAUUUUACACGACUCCGAUAGUGAGGAUGAACUACCCCCUGGGUGGGAGGAGCGGGCCACGCUCGACGGAAAUGUUUACUACGUCAAAAAUUCUUGUCAUUAUACGAAAGGAACGCAGUGGACGCAUCCACGGACGGGUCGAAAGAAAAUAGUUGAAGGAGACCUGCCUUCUGGGUGGGAGAAAUGUGUCUCCGACGAUGGAAAAGUUGUAUUCGUCGAUCAUACAAAUAGAACGACGACUUACACUGACCCACGAUUGGCAUUUGCCACUGAGUACAGAGAACCUUUGCAACCAGUCAGACAAAGAUUUGAUGCUAGUACCCCCGCCCUCGCAGUCCUGCACGGCAGGGACUUGAGGGGAAAAAUAGCAAUUGUUACUGGUGCUAAUACUGGCAUAGGCUUCCAAACAGCUAGAUCCCUAGCUUUCCACGGAUGCACAGUAAUUUUCGCCUGUAGAAACGAGGAAAAAGCGGAAGCUGCCAUCGAAGAGAUAAAAAACGAAAGGGAAAACGUGACAUGUGAUACUCUACAGAUUGAUCUGUCCUCGCUGCAUAGUGUCAAAGAGGCGGCGGAGAAGUUCAAACAGAAGUACAGAACUCUCGACAUGUUGAUUCUAAACGCUGGUGUAUUCGCAUUACCAUACACUCUGACUCAAGAUGGUUACGAAAUGACCUUUCAAGUCAAUCAUCUUGCUCAAUACUAUUUAACACUACUCCUGGAGCAUCCAAUCAGAAGCAGCAAAAAUCCUAGAGUUGUGAUUGUCUCCAGUGAAUCUCACAGAUUUUCAACUAUUCAAACACCUGAAGACAUUCACCCCCUGACCCUCUCGCCCCCAGCCUACAAAUACUGGCAGAUGGCAUCCUACAACGACUCUAAACUCUGCAACAUUCUCUUCGCCCAGGAACUGGCCAGGAGAUGGCCCUCAGUCAAUGUCUUCAGCUGUCAUCCAGGAAAUAUGGUCUCCACAGAGUUAUCCCGUUACUCCUGGCUCUACAGAUUCCUCUUCGCUCUCGUGAGACCCUUCACAAAGUCCCUGCAGCAGGCAGCAAGCACCUCUGUCUUCUGUGCAGCAGCGCCAGAGUUGGAAGGGGCCACAGGACUUUAUUUCAACAACUGUUUCAGAUGUGAUCCAUCAAACGCCUCCCUGGACGCCACCUUGGCCUCUAGAUUGUGGAAUGUCAGCCAGGAGAUGAUUAUAAACGUCGUCAAGAGGGAAAAAUUGUGGUACGAUCUGGCCCUCAAGUGAAAAACUCGAUGAAUUCCAGUGCUCGUAGGAUUCUCAAACAAUUGUUUUGUAAUCGUUUUAUAUAUUUUUAUUAUCAACUGUACAUAUGGAAUAAUAAUGGGGGAUGUUAA
Messenger RNA from Diachasma alloeum, 1595 nucleotides. It is a transcript of the gene Wwox, whose product is annotated as WW domain-containing oxidoreductase. Lineage: Eukaryota; Metazoa; Arthropoda; Insecta; Hymenoptera; Braconidae. The transcript is spliced from 8 exons. Bases 232 to 1485 code for a protein of 417 amino acids. Gene Ontology annotation, molecular function: protein binding. The record is from RefSeq and is a predicted model, not a curated record.